AUGUCCACCAGAAGCGAGAGGCCGUGUGCCUUCGUGACCCCCUUGGCGGUCCCGGGCCCCUUCUCCGGUGGCUCUGGCUCCAACCCCACCGUGGCCGCGACGGAUAGCACUGGGAGGUGCUCGUCCUCCGGGGCGCCGACGAAGAGCCGAAAGCCGCCGUUCCGGCCCGCCGCAGACGACACAAAGCCCGUCCUCCCCGACCCGAUCUCGCGGUCGGACCCGGUGGACACCGAGUACGCCAUGCUGCGGCUGCCGCCCUUCCCCUAA
Miscanthus lutarioriparius is the source of this 267-nucleotide messenger RNA. The record is from the annotation of a GenBank genome assembly. NCBI's taxonomy places the organism in Eukaryota, Viridiplantae, Streptophyta, Magnoliopsida, Poales, Poaceae.